Molecule: messenger RNA, 2236 nt
Organism: Ochotona princeps (American pika)
Lineage: Eukaryota; Metazoa; Chordata; Mammalia; Lagomorpha; Ochotonidae
Gene: SLC2A11
Product: solute carrier family 2 member 11
Exons: 12
Coding region: 274-1743 (489 amino acids)
Biological process (GO): monosaccharide transmembrane transport
Cellular component (GO): membrane
Molecular function (GO): hexose transmembrane transporter activity
Source: RefSeq, a predicted model, not a curated record
AUUGCGGGCUGGCGUGAAUCACGCGCCUUCACACUGGAAGGUUAAGGAAGGCCACGAUGUUCAUGGACAGUGGGCGUGAACAGACGUCCACAGGCGGCUGUGAGCUUGUUGACAGCCCAAGGCCCAGAGAGGCAGUGGAUCCCAGAGCAGGGCAGCUCUGGCAGCAAGCAUUUCCCAGGUCCAGUUCUGUCCUCCACACCUCCAUCAGCUCUGACCUGGCCUAGACCCACAUGCAAGGGACGGAGGCAGCCAAAGACGCCCAUACUGCCCACCAUGUCUGGUAAGGUCCUGCUCCUGACCGUAUUGUCGGCUGGUAUUGGUGGGACAUUUCAGUUUGGCUACAACCUUUCCAUCAUCAAUGCUCCGACCUUGUACAUCCAGGCAUUCACCAAUGAGACGUGGCUGGCACGCACUGGUGAGCCGCUGGCUGACCACCUGAUCCUGCUGGUGUGGUCUCUCAUUGUGUCCCUGUACCCCCUGGGGGGCCUCGUGGGGGCACUGCUGGCAGGACACCUGGCCAUUGCCCUGGGAAGGAAGAAGUCGCUGCUGGUGAAUGACGCCUGCGUGGUGGCCGCCGCCGUCCUGUUUGGCUUCAGCCGCAGAGCGGGCUCCUUCGAGAUGAUUCUGCUGGGCAGACUGCUCGUGGGGGUCGGUGCAGGGCUGAGCAUGAAUGUCCAGCCCAUGUACCUGGGGGAAAGCGCUCCCAAGGAACUUCGAGGAGCCACGGCCAUGUCCUCAGCCAUCUUCACAGCCUUGGGGAUCGUGAUGGGACAAGUCAUGGGCCUCAGAGAACUCCUGGGGGGCCAGCAGGCCUGGCCCCUGCUGCUGGCUAGCUGCGUGGUACCUGGGCUCCUGCAGCUCAUCUCCCUGCCCUUGCUGCCAGAGAGCCCGCGCUACCUCCUCAUUGACCGUGGAGACACCAAGGCCUGCUUGGCAGCGCUGCAGAGGCUGCGGGGUACCCGGGAUGUGGCGCUGGAGCUGGCUGAGCUGCAGCGAGAGCGGGCCGCCUGCGGGAAUGACGGCCCACGGCGUGCGUGGCAGUUGUUCAGCGACCGGGCACUGCGGAGGCAAGUGAUGAGCCUAGUGGUGCUGGGCAGCGCCAUGGAGCUGUGCGGUAACGACUCGGUGUACGCCUAUGCGUCCUCGGUGUUCCGCGCCGCGGGGAUGCCCGACGACAAAAUUGCUUAUGCCCUGGUGGGCACCGGCUCCUGUGAGCUGCUGGCUUCAGUCCUGAGCUGUGUGGUGGUGGAGAGGGUGGGCCGGCGCCUCCUGCUCAUGGGCGGUUACAGCCUCAUGACCUGCAGUGGGAGUGUCUUCACAGUUGCCCUGUGCCUGCAGGACACCUACCCCUGGAUGCCCUACCUAGCCGUGUCCUGCGUCUUCAGUUUCAUUCUCAGCUUUGGCAUUGGCCCUGCUGGCGUGACGGGGAUUCUGGCCACGGAACUGUUUGACCAGACAACGCGGCCUGCUGCCUACGUGAUCUGUGGGGUGCUCAUGUGGGCCAUGCUCUUCCUCGUGGGGCUUGGGUUCCCCUUCCUUAUGGAGGCCUUGUCCAACUUCCUGUAUGUCCCUUUCCUCUGCAUCUGCGUGUGUGGCGCUGUCUACACCGGCUUCUUCCUUCCUGAGACCAAAGGCAAGACCUUCCUGGAGAUCUCCCAGGAGCUGCACAGACUCAACUUCCCUGGGCGGGCCCAGGGCCCCACAUGGAUUGGCCCCCACAUUGUCCAGUCCACGGAGCUCUAGCUCAGCAGGCACAACCCAGGAUGUGUGGGUGGUGAUAUGGAGGAAGGGUUAAGCCAAGCCAGUGGCUACCCUUUCCUUUGCCUCCUGCUCCCUGGGCGCCUUGACUGUCUGCAGUCACCUCCCCCUGCAUUUGACGCGUUUAGUGAGCAUCUACUGUGCAUGAUCUUGAGGCCAAGUGCUCAGGAACCCCUGGAAAGCCAGGGAGCUGCGUUGCACAUCUAAAGGCAGUUAAAUGGGAGUCAAGGACAGGUGGCAUUGAGCAAGUGCAGCAGCAAGGCCUGCCCCCGCCUGGAGAGCAAGGGAUCUGACUUCUGAAUGUGCCCAAAUUUGAAUGCAAUUGUCUCUACUGAAUUUUGCACUUGGCUAAGUUUUGGGCGUGGCCAUGAUACACCUCCACCAUCAGGCUAGCACCUUCCCAGUUGCCCUGAAAGUACCUCCUGCUUCCGGCUGGCAGUGUGACCCCACUCCAUCCCCCAGCCCCAGGAGGCCAGGC